GUUAUGCCAUCCGUUUUGAAGACUGUACAUCAGAGAAGACUGUAAUAAAAUACAUGACGGAUGGGAUUCUUCUGAGGGAAUCUCUGCGGGAGUCAGAUUUGGACCACUAUAGCGCGGUAAUCAUGGACGAGGCCCAUGAGCGCUCCCUCAACACUGAUGUGCUCUUCGGGCUGCUCCGAGAGGUGGUGUCUAGACGCUCGGACUUGAAGCUCAUUGUCACAUCUGCCACCAUGGACUCAGACAAAUUUGCAGCAUUCUUCGGCAAUGUUCCUAUUUUCCACAUUCCUGGCAGGACGUUCCCAGUGGAUAUCUUGUUCAGCAAGGUUCCUCAGGAGGACUAUGUGGAGGCGGCUGUGAAACAGUCCUUACAGAUUCAUCUCAGCGGGAUGGUGGGUGACAUCCUCAUCUUCAUGCCUGGUCAGGAGGACAUUGAGAACUUGUGA
Messenger RNA from Sinocyclocheilus grahami, 443 nucleotides. Its product is annotated as pre-mRNA-splicing factor ATP-dependent RNA helicase PRP16-like. Bases 54 to 443 code for a protein of 129 amino acids. Gene Ontology annotation, molecular function: RNA binding; 3'-5' RNA helicase activity. The record is from RefSeq and is a predicted model, not a curated record. Lineage: Eukaryota; Metazoa; Chordata; Actinopteri; Cypriniformes; Cyprinidae. The transcript is spliced from 4 exons. Gene Ontology annotation, cellular component: intracellular anatomical structure.